Messenger RNA from Pygocentrus nattereri (red-bellied piranha), 3748 nucleotides. Its product is annotated as complement factor H. Bases 145 to 3288 code for a protein of 1047 amino acids. NCBI's taxonomy places the organism in Eukaryota, Metazoa, Chordata, Actinopteri, Characiformes, Serrasalmidae. The transcript has 20 exons. The record is from RefSeq and is a predicted model, not a curated record.
GUGCAGAGGGCUGUUUCAGCUCUGAUAAAUGAUUAACUGAGGACUCACAUUGAUCCACACAGUGAUCUACGCAGUUAAUAUAUCAAAAACAAGACCCAGAGAUUCCCAGUGCUGAGUCUUCGUGCUGCAAGGCUGGGAUCUAAAAUGCAAGCAGUUGUCAAAAGCUUCAUUUUUGCCCUUUUGGUUUGUUCAUUCACCUCAGCGCAAGAAUGUUUCCGGAAAGAGCUCAACUUUCCAAAUAUUCAAAAAAGUCGCCUCGCUGAAAAGUAUAAUUCCGAAGAUUCAGUGAGAGUGAACUGUGAGACAGGCUACGUUGGAUUCCUUAAACUUAUCUGUGACAAGGGUGUAUGGAUAAAAGACACAAGCAGAGAGUGCAGAAAAAGGCCAUGUGGACACCCAGGAGACACGCCAAAUGGAGACUUUGUACUCAAAGGAGACACAGAGUUUGUGUUUGGAGCUACCGUGGAAUACACUUGCAGACCAGGGUACAUAAUGGCCAGCAGGGUCAACAUUCGUAACUGUCGUAGCCAAGGGUGGGAUAAUGCUGUCCCUGUCUGUGAAGUGGUGAAGUGCCCAGCAAUUCAAACAUCUGGAGAUUUGAUUGCAACAGGCAACACUGAGGAAGCAAGCUUUGAUGAUGUUAUUCACUUUGAGUGUGCAUCUCGUCAGAUGAUGCUCGAUGGACCAGAAAACAUUCAUUGCACGGAACGGGGAACUUGGAGUGAAUCUAUUCCAAAAUGCAUAGAAAUAAGAUGUAAGCAGCCUGCAAUACUACAUGGGACUAUUAAAGACGCUAAGGAGGAAUACAAAGAGAAUGAACAGUUAAAAUAUUACUGUGAAAAAAAAUACAGGCCCAGACAUGGAAUCCCAACGUGUCUCAGAAAUGGCUGGAGUAUAACACCAGAAUGUGAAGAAAUUAACUGUCUGCUUGGGCCGCCCACACGUGGAACAAGCACAAGCCCAACAGGGAAAAAUGUAUUCAGGGCUGGAGAGAGUGUAGAGGUCACCUGCUCAAAAACACACUGGUUGUUUGGAACAAAACAGACCAAACAGAGCAUUCUAUGCAAGGAAAGUGGUGAAUGGGAACGCUUGCCUGUGUGUGAGGAAAUUACUUGUGAUAUUCCCUUUGGCCAGCAUGUGUCUUACCCUGAUUACUACUUUGGUGGGGACAGAAAAUUGGGGGUGAAAAAAUCAUUCCGGUGUGAAAGUGGGUAUGUCUCACAAACUGGAACUGCCACGUGUACAGAGAACGGCUGGAUUCCAAAUCCACUGUGUACUGAGAUUGCAUGUCCUGAGCCAAGAAUUGGCAAUGCAAGACAGCUGGACUCUUUUGGACUCCAAACGUAUAAACCAGGUGCACGUAUUCGGUACCAGUGUCUGCAUUUAUCUAGAACGUUUGAGAUCACCUGUGAUUGGCUGGGAAAAUGGAAGUAUAUGCAGUCCUGCCCUGGGCCAGCUACAUGUCCAGAACCUCAUACGGUGAUAAACAAUGGUGCCAUUAAUGAACCUCAAAAGGUCAAGAGCAGCUACACAGGAGGAGAAACUGUGCAAUAUAAAUGUUCUGAGGGAUUUGUGUUUGAGAACGAAACCAUUGCCCGCUGUACUGGGAGUGACUGGACGUACCCAAACUGUAUACCUAAACCGAACGUCUGUGCUUCAUUCCGUUUGCAACAUGGACUCACACAUUAUUUCACAAAGGACACAGAUCCUCCCAGAACUGGCAUUUACUACUCAUGUGACGCAGAUUAUAAAACAUUUGAAUACACAUGGUGGGGAGAAACAAGCUGUAGUCCGGAUGCUUUGGACUACACACCACAAUGUAUACAAAGAAAUGAGUGUGGCCGAAUUCCCAACAUUCCACAUGGAAAACUAGCAUAUGACCAAUAUCGUGAAGGGAAUUCAGUCAUUGUCUAUUGUGAUUUUGGCUACAAAACAAACAUAUCUUCCAUCACAUGUAAAAAUGGACAAUGGAAGCCCCCGAAAUGUGAACGUCUAACAGGUGAUCACUAUAGUGCUCCUCCACAAGUAGAAAAUGCAGUCAUCACUGAAUACACUCAACAGGAACACCAAAUAGUGGUGAGCUUUCAAUGUCGAGAACAUUUUGAACUAAAGGGGAAACAGACAAUUUACUACAUAAGGAAAAACUGGGAUAAAACACCUACAUGUAAAUUGUCAGACUCUGCAUGUGAAAAACCUGAAACGAAUAUAAGCCGUGGCAUCAUUAAAGAUUCUGAAGAGAUCAUGGACUACUACGCAGGAGGAGAUACUGUGGAAUAUAAAUGUUUUGAGGGAUUCGUCUUUGAGGAUAAAACAUCCGCACACUGUACUGUCGGGAAAUGGAUUUACCCAAAAUGUAUUCGGUCACCAUGUCUAAAACCUGAAAGAAUACGCAGCGGCUCCUUGAAGGAUCCUCAGAAUGUUAAGGACUAUUACGCAGAAAAAGAUACUGUGGAAUAUGAGUGUUCUGAGGGAUACAUGUUUGAGGAGGAAAGCCAUGCCCGCUGUACUGCGCAAGGUUGGAUUUACCCACAAUGCAGAAGGUUACCAUGUCUAAAACCUGAAAGAAUACGCAGCGGCUCCUUUAAGGAUCCUCAGAAUGUUAAGGACUAUUACACAGAAAAAGAUACUGUGGAAUAUGAGUGUUCUGAGGGAUACAUGUUUGAGGAGGAAAGCCAUGCCCGCUGUACUGCGCGAGGUUGGAGUUACCCACGAUGCAGAAGGUCACCAUGUCUAAAACCUGAAAGAAUACGCAGCGGCUCCUUGAAGGAUCCUCAGAAUGUUAAGGACUAUUACGCAGAAAAAGAUACUGUGGAAUAUGAGUGUUCUGAGGGAUACAUGUUUGAGGAGGAAAGCCAUGCCCGCUGUACUGCGCAAGGUUGGAUUUACCCACAAUGCAGACGAAAGGCUACUACAGCAAAGCCCUCUGGGGGAGACUGCGGCCAGCCCCCACAGAUUGAAGAUGCUGUACAGGAUUUUAAGGAUCGAUAUGAGGACGGUGAAAAAGCUGAUUAUGCCUGUCCUGCAUUCUACAUUAAGGAAGGUGAUCUGACCUGCACCCGAGGCAGAUGGACAGGAAGUGGGAAGUGCUGGAAACCCUGCACUGUGGAUCUUAAAGCUAUGGAUGACCGUAAAUUACAGCUGAGGCAUAUAGACACAGAAAAAAUCUAUUCAACUCAUGGAGAUAAUAUUGAGUUUUCUUGUAAAAGAGGAUAUAGACAAGGGAAAGACAGUGUUCCUUUCCGUCAGCGCUGCACUAAUGGACACAUUGACUUGCCUGUUUGUGUAUAGUGGGUCACAGGUUCCCAUUAAAGUGCUGUGGGGAUUUAAUUGUGCUCUUCACUGCUUAAAGAAGAAUCAGUCGUUUUAACCUGCUGUGUUAAUAUUUAGAUGUUUGUGUAGUGAUAAAUAACUGAGGAGGCUGCCAUUCAGACUACAUUCAGAUAAACUUCCAUUCAGUUAACAGAAGAAUGGAUUGUGUGCAGUCAAACACAACAAAUGAUGAUGACCAGAGAGCUUCACUCACUUUCAUGAGCUAAAUAAACCAAUUAAAUGAAGACUGUAAAACACAGUGUUUGAUAUAAUUAAGAUUUCAACCAAAAUCCAUCUCCUGAGAAAUAUCAUUUACAAACCUAACAUCUGAAGUAGCAUUAAAGAAGAAGCUCUUUGAACUAUUCAUGGCUUUGCUUGCUGUAUGUUGUUUAUUAUUGUUUUCCAGCAAAAUUAAUAAAGCAUUUGACUUGUGAUUUGA